Molecule: messenger RNA, 851 nt
Organism: Sodiomyces alkalinus F11
Lineage: Eukaryota; Fungi; Ascomycota; Sordariomycetes; Glomerellales; Plectosphaerellaceae
Product: alpha/beta-hydrolase
Exons: 4
Coding region: 1-720 (239 amino acids)
Molecular function (GO): hydrolase activity
Source: RefSeq, a predicted model, not a curated record
AUGCUCCCGCCUCGUUUCCUCUUCCUGUCACUCGCCGCUCUAGGCCUUACCUCCGCUCGGAUUGCUCGACGCCAGGACAACUGCCCUGAGGUGCCAGACACCGGCGUCACCAUCGGCGAGCCGGUUCCCAUGAUCCCCGAACACAUCCCACAAGGAUGUUCCGACUUUGAAAUCCUAGUUGGUGAGAGAACAAGCCAAGCCUCCCGUGGCACGAGUGAGCCCAACGCGGAUGGAGGCAAGUUCGGCGUCAUCGUCGGCGACCCCGUCGUCAGCAACACUUCUGCCAUCUUGGCAGGCGCCAGGGGCUAUCCCGUCCAGUAUCCCGCCAGCGCACGAAUCAUCACCGGUGUCCGCCAAGGCUCCGCCGACGUCGUCAGCCGCCUGACCUCGCAAGCUGCCGCCUGCCCCCAACAGACCUUCGCCCUCGUCGGGUACUCCCAGGGCGCUGCCGUGAUGCACGCUGCUGCCGACGACAUUCCCAGGGCUCUGUACGGUCGCAUCAAGUCCCUCGUUAUGUUCGGGGACGGUGCUCUGCGUCUCGGCUCUAUUGGUAGUCGUUUUCCUAUCGGGUUGAACAACAAGGUGAUGCAGGUCUGCGCUGAUGGGGAUCCUACUUGCGACCGCGACGGAACUUGCACCUAUUAUCAUCUGACUUAUAUCCGACAUGAGUACGUUGACCCUGCAGUCAACCAUAUUGUCCAGGGCUUCCUUUCUGGUUGAGAGGUGUCGCUUCGGUCUCCAAAGCCCAGACGGAGUGAGAGUCAUCUAAUGGAGUUCCAAGUUGAGAGUGUUACAAUCUUUGGAGGAGGGAUUGUGUUGGCAGAAUAUGAAUAUAAGUUCUUGCGGUUGCU